Ixodes scapularis (black-legged tick) is the source of this 2964-nucleotide messenger RNA. It is a transcript of the gene Pi3K59F, whose product is annotated as phosphatidylinositol 3-kinase catalytic subunit type 3. The record is from RefSeq and is a predicted model, not a curated record. Gene Ontology annotation, molecular function: 1-phosphatidylinositol-3-kinase activity. NCBI's taxonomy places the organism in Eukaryota, Metazoa, Arthropoda, Arachnida, Ixodida, Ixodidae. Gene Ontology annotation, cellular component: phosphatidylinositol 3-kinase complex, class III, type II; phosphatidylinositol 3-kinase complex, class III, type I; peroxisome. The transcript has 21 exons. Bases 33 to 2777 code for a protein of 914 amino acids. Gene Ontology annotation, biological process: phosphatidylinositol-3-phosphate biosynthetic process; endocytosis; phosphatidylinositol-mediated signaling.
GGCUAUUCUCCGCGUGACGGAAGCAUUACAAAAUGGCGGCGUACUCGGACGAUUCGGAGUCGCUCCAAACGUUUCGUCAUAUUUAUAGCUGUGACUUGGACACCAAUUUCAAAAUUAAAGUUGGCACCCUGGAGGGCAAGCGGGACAAGCCGAGCUACCGGGCGCUCAUGAACGAUCCGAUGCUGAAGCACUCCGGGCUGUACGACGACCACUGCUCUGACCUGGUCGUCUCGUGCCAGGUGUUCUCCGGGGGCAAGCCCCUGGCCCUGCCCGUCCAGACUUCCUACAAGCCCUUCACCACCCGUUGGAAUUGGAACGAGUGGCUCACCCUACCAAUGAAGUUCAGCGACCUUCCUCGCAACGCCGUGCUGGCCCUGACUGUCUGGGACGUGUACGGUCCUCGUAAAAGCAUGCCCGUUGGGGGCACCACCGUUUCCGUUUUUGGGAAGUACGGGGCCAUGCGUCAAGGCAUGCACGACCUCCGCCUGUGGCUGGACGUGGAAGCAGACGGUAGCAGCAAGACGCAGACGCCCGGAAAGGUGUACGGCAGCCGGGACCAGAUGAGCAGGCUGGUCAAGCUGAGCAAGAAGCAUCGCAACGGCCGCCUGCUCAAAGUGGACUGGCUGGACCGGCUGACCUUCCGGGAGAUUGAGCUAGUGAACAACAGCGAGAAGUGCAGCUCCAACCAGAUGUUCCUCAUGGUGGAGUUCCCCAGGGUGGUCUUCAGGGACCUCGAGUACACCGUCGUCUACUUCGAGAAGGACGGCGACGACGCCUGCCAGAAUGCUCCGCGGGCCGACAUUGUCACCAUUCCGGAUCCAGACGUCUCUCUCGAGAACUUGGUGGAGGGCAAACACCACAAGCUGUCGCGCAGUCUUCGCUCUGGCCUGACCGAUAAGGACCUGAAGCCAAAUGCUGCAACCAGGGACCAGCUCAAUGUGAUUGUGAACUACCCAUCCACCAAAGCACUGACGUCUGAAGAGCAAGACUUGGUUUGGAAGUUCCGCUUCUACCUCCAGAGCCAGAAGAAGGCCCUGGCCAAGUUUGUGAAGUGCGUCAACUGGAAGUCUGGGCCCGAAGCCCGCCAGGCCCUGGAGCUCCUCCGCUCCUGGCAGCCCAUGGAUGUGGAGGACGCCCUGGAGCUCCUGGGACCCCAGUUUGGGCACCCCGCCGUGCGGCGCUACGCCGUGGCCCGGCUGCGGCAGGCGGACGCGGACGACCUGCUGCUCUACCUGCUCCAGCUGGUGCAGGCGCUCAAGUACGAGCGGCUGGAGGACCUGCUGGCGGGAAUGGAGGCUGCCGCCGAGCUGCAGCAGCCGGCCGGAGGGCCCCUGCCCGGCGAAAGAGGGGACAGGGGCAGCUUUGUCGGCUCCGCCGAAGUGGUGGAUCACCAGCAGCGGAGCGACUCCUUCUCGUCGGACCAGUUGAGGAAAUCCUCCAUCUCGACGGGAGUGGUAGGAGCCGAGGACCCCUUCGGAGAUCCCGAGGCUCCGCCGUCCAUCUCCGUCACCGGACAGUCCGAGUGCGACUUGGCCACCUUCCUGAUUACGAGGGCUUGUUCCAGCGACACCCUAGCCAACUAUUUCUACUGGUACCUGUAUGUGGAGAGUGAAGACCAGGACAAUGUGGUGAAGGACUCCAAGGUGAAGGAGAUGUACUUGGCAGUCAUGAAGAGGUUCAACCACUGCCUCCUCAAGGGUAACCGGGAGUACCGGCUGCGUCGUGCCAUGCUGAGCAAGCAGCAGACCUUUGUGAACCACCUCGUGAACCUCAUGAAGAUUGUGGCCAGAGAGAAUGGGAAUCGCCAAAAGAAGACGGAGAAGUUGCACGCGUUGCUGAUGGACCAAGAGUCGCACCAGCUGAUCCGCUUCCCUGAUCCGCUUCCGCUUCCGUUGGACCCGAGCGUCCGCGUGAAGGGGCUCCUUCCAGCCAAGGCGGCGCUCUUCAAGUCCGCCCUCAUGCCCUGCCGUCUGACGUUCGUCACCGAGGACGGGGACAGGGAAUACGUGGCCAUCUUCAAGCAUGGCGACGACCUGCGCCAGGACCAGCUCAUUCUUCAGACCAUCACUCUUAUGGACAAGUUGCUUAGGAAGGAGAACCUUGACCUGAAGUUGACCCCUUACUGUGUCCUGGCCACAAGCACGAAGCACGGGUUUGUCCAGUACAUCGAGUCUAUGUCCGUGGCAGACGUACUGAGGACCGAGGACACGAUCCAAAAGUUCUUCCGCAAGCAUGCCCCGUCCGACACCGGUCCGUACGGCAUUCUGCCCGAAGUAAUGGACACCUACGUCAAGUCGUGCGCGGGCUACUGCGUCAUCACAUACCUGCUCAGCGUGGGCGACCGGCACUUGGACAACUUGCUGCUCACCAAGACCGGAAAGCUGUUCCACAUCGACUUUGGCUACAUCUUGGGCCGCGACCCCAAGCCCCUGCCGCCGCCGAUGAAGCUCAGCAAGGAGAUGGUCGAAGCCAUGGGGGGCAUCAACGCGGACCACUACCAGGAAUUCCGGAAACAGUGCUACACGGCUUUCCUGCAUCUGCGCAGGCAUGCCAACCUCAUCCUGAACCUGUUCUCUCUCAUGGUUGACGCCAGCGUGCCCGACAUUGCGCUCGAACCGGACAAGACGGUCAAAAAGGUUCAGGACAAGUUCCGGCUGGACUUGACGGACGAAGAGGCGGUGCACUACAUGCAGAACCUGAUCGACGUCAGUGUCAGCGCUGUCAUGCCCGCGCUGGUGGAACAGAUUCACAAAAUCGCUCAGUACUGGAGGAGGUGACGGCGGCAUCCUAGGCACCGGACAAAAACGAGAAGACGCCACGGACGGAAGACCACCGACAUCCCCAAGGCGGCCGGCCCCGACCAGACGGGACUUCCAUAGUGCUCCCACCACAAAUGCCACGUUUGUACAUAAGCAUCUCGUCUGUACAAAAGAUUUCGGUCAAUACAGGAGGAAACGUUUUUAA